AUGGUGGACGUCCGGUCCAAGAACCUCUAUGAGCUUCUUGGUAAUAUCCACCCUUUUGCUUACCCUUGGCAACGAUCCCGAGCUCGACCCCUCCAGACCUGCCCCCCUCCCGCCCGGGCUGUCGACCGUCCCUCCGACCGCAUUGGCAAGCGUGAUGCCCCCAAGGAGGCUCCCGUCACCACUCCCAAGCCCAGCUCUGGCCGCCGUGGUGGCCGUGGCCCCGCUGGCAACGAUGGUGCCUUCCGUGACCGCAACGCUGGCCGCGCCAACAACCGUGCGAAGCCCACUGAUGAGGCCGAGCAGCCUCCUCGCCGCAACCGUGCCCCCCGCGGUGACCGCCAGUCCCGCACUGGCCAGACUGACACCCGCAAGCAGGUCCAGCAGGGCUGGGGUGGUGAGUCCGGCGACAAGAACCUAGCCGAUGAGCAGGCUGGUGAGAAGAUCGCCGAAUCCGAUGAGAAGGAGCCUCAGACUCCCGCCGAGGAGGAGGAGCCCGAUAACUCCAAGUCCUUCAGCGCCUACCUGGCUGAGCAGGCUGAGAAGAGCAGCCUCGCUGCCAAGCCCGUUCGUGUUGCCAACGACGGCGUCGAGGACUCCAAGUGGGCCUCUGCUGUUGAGCUGAAGAAGGAGGAGUCCGAUUACUUCCAGCGCACUUCGGAGAAGAAGCAGCGCGAGAAGCAGCGUAAGGAGAAGAACUUCCUCGAUGUCGACAUCCGCUACACUUCCGAGCAGCCCGCUACCUCCUCCCGCGGUGGCCGUGGUGGCCCCCGUGGCGGCCGUGCUCCCCGUGGCGACCGCCCUGCCCGUGGUGCUCCCCGCGGUGGUGCCCGUGGCACUCCCACCACUCCUCGCGGCCGCGCUGCCAACACUCCCGUCAGUGCUGGCCCUACCGUCGACGAGAAGAACUUCCCCAGCCUGGGCGGCAACUAA
Molecule: messenger RNA, 930 nt
Organism: Penicillium macrosclerotiorum
Lineage: Eukaryota; Fungi; Ascomycota; Eurotiomycetes; Eurotiales; Aspergillaceae
Gene: stm1
Exons: 5
Coding region: 1-930 (309 amino acids)
Cellular component (GO): nucleus; cytoplasm
Molecular function (GO): RNA binding
Source: RefSeq, a predicted model, not a curated record